Psilocybe cubensis is the source of this 450-nucleotide messenger RNA. RefSeq lists its product as uncharacterized. Lineage: Eukaryota; Fungi; Basidiomycota; Agaricomycetes; Agaricales; Agrocybaceae. Bases 1 to 450 code for a protein of 149 amino acids. The transcript has 3 exons. Gene Ontology annotation, molecular function: catalytic activity. The record is from RefSeq and is a predicted model, not a curated record.
AUGCCGUCACAGUGGGAAAAGAUAGAUGCGCAUGGAAUGCAAAUUGCUCUGGAAGAAGCCCAGAAAAGCUACGAAGAAGGGGGGAUUCCGAUUGGGUCAUCUAUCCUAGUACCUGAUGCUUCAGAAGCAGCAGGAUACAGGGUGCUUGGGUCGGGCCAUAACGAACGAGUACAAAAAUCGUCUGCAACAUUGCAUGGAGAGAUAUCAGCUGUGGAGAAUGCUGGGAGACUGCGAGCAGAGGUGUAUAGAGCGGCAACCAUUAUACCGCGAGUCGUGAUUGGGGAGAACAAGACAUUUAUGGGAGGCGAAUCAUUACUGAUUGAAAACGGAGUUGAGGUUAUCGUCAAAGACAGACAGGAUUGUAAGGAUUUAAUGGAAAAGUUCAUUAUCGAGAAACCACAGGACUGGAAUGAGGACAUUGGGGAAUUAGAUACCCGUCUGGGAAUGUAA